Molecule: messenger RNA, 804 nt
Organism: Aspergillus heteromorphus CBS 117.55
Lineage: Eukaryota; Fungi; Ascomycota; Eurotiomycetes; Eurotiales; Aspergillaceae
Exons: 1
Coding region: 1-804 (267 amino acids)
Source: RefSeq, a predicted model, not a curated record
AUGAGAGUCUUUCCCAUCCUUCUUUAUUGGUUCUGUUGCGUCAUUGUGGGAAAAGCCGCCGACACUGCCGGGCUGUACGAAGCACUAUUUUAUUUCUAUGCCUACCGGAUCGAAUAUGCCGCUUUUUCGAGUGCGGAGGACCGAUAUAUCGGAACCCACUGCGUGAGUGCGAGCGGGGGGCUCUGCACGUUCAACGAGUUCAUCGAGUCUUGGUCGAACAAGAACUACCUACCCAAGGUGUAUCUUGCCGCCGGUGACACGGUGUACCCAGCCGUGGAAGGCGCCGACACGGUCUUUGCGGAGAUGGAAUGGCCGGGAAGUUACAUAAUCUCGAAGCUCUACAGGGACGCGACGAAGUGGAACUAUGAGCACAUGCUCGCCGCCAUCACCAACCGAGUCCAAGCCGCCAAAGGAGUCAUGACCGUCGAUUCAGUGCUGCUUCAGAAUUCCCGGCGAGCGUUGGAGAUUGCCCAAAUCAAUCGCUGGAAUGAAAAUCUCCCCAGAACGCAGGAGUCCUUCCAGGAAAGGUUCGAGGGGGUGACGCUGUACGACAAGACUGUGAAAGUGGCAGAUGGAACGGUAAAGGUGAUCGAUUGGGACAAGACAGCAACCGAACAGAGCAAAGUCAGCAAAUCCUCGUCUAAGGACCUGCUGAAACGGUAUAAGAAAUGGGCUGGUAGCAACAAGGCAUCAGAAUACUUGCAUCACCAGAAUAUCAUGAGGAACGUGGUGACAUAUCGAAAUGUGCUGGGGUGCGGAUCUUCUUGCUCAGCCGUGGCCCAGAAAUUCAAGGAUCUAAGUUGA